CUAAGGAUCAUAUCCUACACGCCCAGCACUGCAAUGCUGCUACCUGGUAAAGGGCGAAAAAAAUCUCCAACUCCAAGCUCCCCAUGACAGUAUUUCGCCAGAAUGGUCAAGAAAUCCUGCACAGGCGGGGUUUACCCUGGUCCAGCCGUGGAGAAAAAGCUAAAAGUCGGCUUUGUCGGGCUAGAAGCUGGGGCUAGUACGGAUUUAAACAGAGAUGGGGCGCUGCUCAUAGCAGGUGCCGACGCCGAGGCAACAAAGCGAGGCAGCAUCCUUAGCAAACAGAGAUCCAGCCUCUCUGGCAAACCGAAGCCUCCAAAGAGAAAUGCAUUCUACAGAAGAGUGCAGAAUUUUCUUUAUAAUGUUUUGGAGAGACCAAGAGGAUGGGCAUUUAUUUACCACGCAUACGUUUUUGUGCUGGUCUUCUCCUGUCUGGUCCUCUCUGUGUUUUCAACCAUUAAGGAGUAUGAGAAGAGUUCCGAAGAUGCCUUGUAUAUACUGGAAAUAGUCACCAUCGUGGUGUUCGGCGUGGAGUACAUAGUGAGGAUAUGGGCCGCCGGAUGCUGCUGCAGAUACAGAGGAUGGAGAGGCCGUCUGAAAUUCGCCCGCAAGCCCUUCUGCGUGAUCGACGUCAUGGUGCUGAUUGCGUCCAUCUCUGUGCUGGCGGCGGGAACCCAGGGGAAUGUCUUUGCUACGUCGGCCAUCCGGAGUUUGAGAUUCCUGCAGAUCCUGCGCAUGAUCCGGAUGGACCGCCGUGGAGGCACCUGGAAACUCCUGGGAUCUGUCGUCUACGCUCACAGCAAGGAGCUGAUCACGGCGUGGUACAUCGGCUUCCUCUGCCUCAUCCUGGCGUCUUUCCUGGUCUACCUGGCAGAAAAAGAGGACAACGACCAGUUUGAGACCUACGCAGACGCACUGUGGUGGGGCCUGAUCACCCUGACUACCAUUGGGUACGGAGACAAGUUUCCCAUAACGUGGAACGGACGUCUUCUUGCCGCAACCUUCACCUUGAUUGGAGUAUCUUUCUUUGCACUUCCAGCAGGUAUCUUGGGCUCCGGCUUCGCCUUGAAGGUCCAGGAGCAACAUCGACAAAAACACUUUGAGAAGAGGCGGAAUCCUGCGGCAGGACUUAUUCAGGCCGCAUGGCGCUUCUACGCCACUAAUCUCACCCGGCCAGACCUGGAGUCGACGUGGGAUUAUUACGAACGCACCGUAUCCUCACCGAUGUACAGACUGAUCCCUCCGCUGAAUCAACUGGAUCUCCUGAGAAACCUGAAGAGCAAGUCGGGACUGUCAUUCAGAAAGGAAUCCCAACCGGAGCCCUCCCCAAGUCAGAAGGUCAGCCUGAAGGAGCGUGUGUUCUCCAGUCCCCGGAGUUCGGGGAACAAAGGGAAAGGUUCCCCCCAGGGCCCCAGUGGACAAGGCAGCCAGGGCCAGGGUCAGGGGGGCCAAGGUCAGGGCCAACCCAUCCGCCGGUCCCCUAGUGGGGACAACAGCAACGAAGACAGCCCUAGCAAAGUGCCCAAGAGCUGGAGCUUCGGAGAACGCAGCCGGGCGCGUCAGGCCUUCCGCAUCAAGGGAGCCGCCUCACGCCAAAAUUCAGAAGAAGCCAGCCUCCCUGGUGAGGAAAUAGCGGACGACAAUAAGAGCUGCCACUGUGAGUUUGUCCCUCAGGACUUAACUCCCGGACUCAAGGUCUCCAUCAGGGCCAUUUGCAUUAUGAGGUUCAUGGUCUCCAAGAGGAAGUUCAAAGAGAGCCUGCGGCCGUACGACGUGAUGGACGUCAUAGAGCAGUAUUCAGCAGGCCACUUGGACAUGCUGGCCCGCAUCAAAAACCUCCAGUCCAGGAUAGAUAUGAUUGUUGGUCCCCAUGGACCCUCAACUCCACGCCAUAAGAAGUAUUCAUCUGAUGGACCCAAAGUGUCACCAAAAUACUCUCCUAGAGUUGACCAGAUUGUUGGUCGAGGUACUCCAAUCACAGAUAAAGACCGUCCCAAAGGAACCACUGACAGUGGGGUUGAAGAGGACACAAGCAUGAUGGGGCGCCUAGGGAAAAUGGAGAAACAGGUCAUGUCAAUGGAAAGGAAGCUGGACUUCUUGGUGAACAUCUACAUCCAGCGCAUGGGCAUCUCACAGUCGGAGACGGACGCCUACUUUGGGUCCAAGGAGCCCGAACCAGCACCGCCCUACCACAGCCCUGUGGACCACAUGGAGAAGAGUGGCUCCAUCACCAAGAUCAUCCGAUCCAACAGCUCUAUCGGACAGAAGAACUUUGACCCACCGCCAUCCUGCUCCGGCCCGGGGGUCCACUGCCCACCCUCCACCUCCUGGCAGCAGCACAACGUCAGCGAGUUCCACCAGCCUAGCCAAGGCAACUUACCCUCUCCUGUAGGUGAUCACUCCUUGGUCCGUAUCCCUCCUCCGCCGGCCCACGAGCGCUCCUCUGGAGGCCACAACGGGAGCAAUCGGGGAUCCCACCGCAACAGCGGUGGUGGAGGAGGAGGUGGUGGAGGUGGUGGAGGAGGAGGUGGAGGCAGUGGCGAAGGGGAUAGAGAGGGCAAGCCAGACAGCGACACGUCCAUCUCUAUCCCCUCAGUGGACCACGAGGAGCUGGAGCGCUCCUUCAGUGGCUUCAGCAUCUCCCAGUCCAAGGAGAACCUGGACUUCCUGAACAACAGCUAUUUCAGUGGCGUAGCCCGCUGCGCCAAGGUAAGGCCCUACAUCGCAGAAGGUGAGUCCGACACUGAUUCCGACCUCUGCGCCCCCUCACCCAACUCGGCCACCGGAGAAGGCGCUUACGGGGACCGAGGGUGGUCAGGAUCCAAGUAGGCCAAAAUUGGAACCUCAUAUAAAUGGGGCCAUGGUGACUCUGCCUUGGAGUUCAGAGCUGAGAGUCCGAUAUGCUGGGUGUGAGGCUGCUGCUACCACCAAUGGUACAUGUGAGAACAGAGUCACCCAGCUCCUCUUAAAUGACUGCAACGUAGAGUGAGAAAAAGGGUUUAUCAGACCACACUCCAGCAGUUUUUACUGAGAAAGCGCCUGUAGUUUUUCAUACUUGGAAGGUUUGCAGCAACUUGACUUAGAGCAAACACAUUUGUUCUCAUGUAUUCACACACUCAUCAAGGUGAAGUUUGCCAGUGAUUUAAAAAAAUAUCUGACUCUGGAAUGCAGAUUAAUUGCCAACCUUCAAAAUUAUGAUUGAGAUGGUUAAAGAGUUAUCACACAGGAGAUACAGGUCCCGUGUGGCUCAGCUGGUAGAGUGCAGCACUUGCAAUGCCAGGGUUGUAGGUUUGAUUCCCACAGGGCAUCAAUACGAACGAACAUGGAAGUGUAUGCACUCACUGUUGUAAGUUGCUCUAGAUAAGAGUGUCUCCUAAAUGACAAAAAUAAUAAUUCUAUAAAAUAUACUAGAAUUUGAUCUAAACUAUGACAUUCAUGUUCUUUUGCUGAUACUCUUUGUUUUUGAUACGUGGCAUAAGAGAUUCCCAAUUGCAUCUAAAAUGUAAUGUAUUGUAUUUCUAUCCCAAAGGACUUAUUAUUUACAGUGAACAACAGAGGACAUGUUUUGCAUUAUGGUUGAUCAGCUAAAUGCAUAUAUUUCAAAGGAAUGUAAUAUUAUCAACAUUAUGGCUCGUGUCCAUAAGCCCUAUGGGAUAAAGGGACGUGAUAACCAGUUCUAUGUGCACUAUUCUGUUGUGGUUGUUGUACAAAAACACUGAUGGUAUUUACAUCACACUACUUACUAAAGAUAUUGUACAUAUUCUAUUCAAUACCCACUACCCACAAUAUUGCAUUUGUGAUAUCCACAAAGAUGCUUUCUAUGGGUAGAGGUACAUUUGGUUUAGUCUUUAUAUGAUCUGUAAAGAUGUAUUUUAUUGAUUUGUAUAUAUCAAAUCAUUUAGAUGUGUGUAUCUAUUUAUUAAUUUCCUGUAAGAAUUACAUAAGCAACUUGGGCACAAAUGCCUUGCAGCUGUCUUGAUUUUUUUAUUUUGAUUAAUAUUUGCUAAAAAAGUGUUUCUAAGAAUCAAUUAUUCAAAUGCACUAACACUUAACAGCUAGAUCAAUGAAAUAACACUCAACUGGAAACAUUAACAUAGUUCACUAGUAUACAAUUACAACAGCUACAGUUAGAUGGAAGGUUUGAUAUUUUGUUGGUAUAAAAUAUAAUUUCAAGAUGAUAAAAAUUGUAACGAAAUAUUUAGGCAGGCCUACCUCACUUCCCACUGCUGAACACAGGACAGACUUCACACUGCUGAACACAGGAUAGGCUUCACACAGCUGAACACAGGAUAGGCUUCACACUGCUUCACACAGGACAGACGUCACACUGCUGAACACAGGAUAUGCUUCACACUGCUUCACACAGGACAGACUUCACACUGCUGAACACAGGAUCGGCUUCACACUGCUUCACACAGGACAGACUUCACACUGCUUCACACAGGACAGACUUCACACUGCUGAACACAGGAUCGGCUUCACACUGCUUCACACAGGACAGACGUCACACUGCUGAACACAGGAUAGGCUUCACACUGCUUCACACAGGACAGACGUCACACUGCUGAACACAGGACAGACGUCACACUGCUGAACACAGGAUAGGCUUCACACUGCUUCACACAGGACAGACGUCACACUGCUGAACACAGGAUAGGCUUCACACUGCUUCACACAGGACAGACGUCACACUGCUGAACACAGGACAGACGUCACACUGCUGAACACAGGAUCGGCUUCACACUGCUGAACACAGGACAGACGUCACACUGCUGAACACAGGAUAGGCUUCACACUGCUUCACACAGGACAGACGUCACACUGCUGAACACAGGACAGACGUCACACUGCUGAACACAGGAUAGGCUUCACACUGCUUCACACAGGACAGACGUCACACUGCUGAACACAGGAUAGGCUUCACACUGCUUCACACAGGACAGGCUUCUCACUGCUGGACACAGGACAGGCUUCAUUCACACUGCUGAACACAAGACAGGCUUCCCACUGCUGAAGACAGGACAGGCUUCCUUCCCAAUGCUGCACAGGACAGGCUUCUCACUGCUGAACACACUUUGACAUGAUAUUUAAUGUGAGCCAACAUGGGGACAUUCAACAAACUGUGUUAGCCUUUGAAAAGGCCUUUGGUCCAUUAAUGCUGCAAUAAUUUGGGUAAUUAUGUAUAAAAUGGAUUCAUUGUGUAAUGUUUCAUUGUUGUAUUUUCGAAGAAAAAAUCAUGUACGAAUGUACACUAGCGGUCAAAAGUUUUAGAACACCUACUCAUUCAAGGGUUUUUC
Salmo salar (Atlantic salmon) is the source of this 5294-nucleotide messenger RNA. NCBI's taxonomy places the organism in Eukaryota, Metazoa, Chordata, Actinopteri, Salmoniformes, Salmonidae. The record is from RefSeq and is a predicted model, not a curated record.